AUGAAAAUCCCGAAUUUUAUGACUAAUUUGGGCAAAUUAGUUAUGCGUGUCAAACAAACACAUCAGACUCACAGUGUACAGGAAUACAAUGAGUGUCAACUGAGCGCAGAAACCAAACGGCGUUUGCUUUUGGAUUGUAGUGAUCAGAAAAGCGGAUCGGAUUUCAUUCUCAAAGUCUCACAGUUCUCCGAGAUCAGUCAACUGCCAACAUUUCACAGAAACGCUCCUGUCUAUUUUCUCACUGCAAAAUCAUCUCAGGAUGAAGCUGAAUUAACUCAUUUGCCGGCUGAAUCCGAGCAAGCCGAUUCCACUCGUUCAAUCGGGCACGAUCGUAAUCAGUCCACGUGGACUCGUUAUCGUCUUCUGUUCAUUCCAGGCAUCCUCGGAUUGUUAACCAUGAUCGGUAUUCAGGGUGUGAUUUGCGCUUUGUGGAAACGACGCUAUGCCCGAGCACAGAAUUUGCACCAUCAACACCACCAAACAGAAUAUAGUCAAUCCCGAACCGAGAAAUGCGGUCCAUGGGAUUGUGAUGUGUGUGGCUGCGCAUUUUGCUGCACACGCGAUUCCGCAACCAGCGAAUCGACAAAUCACAAACACCCGAGCCGCGUCGGUGACGAACCGCCGGAUCGUUCCAAGUCGAAACACGUGGAGUUUCUGCCAGACCGACAACAUGCCUGUUCUAAAUCACAUUCCCACUUGGGCAUAGGGACAAUGCCGAAACAUUUGAUUGCGCAACCAGCAAAGAAACCACAUUCUGUCCUCGACCCGGACCUGACGAUGAUGAGUCACACGUGGCAAAACGCCAAACCGCAGUCGACGUAUCAUUAUGCGGAACCGGCAGGAGAGCAGUCUCACCCUGAUCGUGCCUAUCCCCGACCGGCUGAUGGAGACCUCAGUCAGUCCGAUUGUGUAAGAAACCUACAGCGAUGUUGCACAGACCGCCAGCGGUGUACACCGGCCAGAAUACACAUCGCCAGCGCACAGCCGUGCAUAUUCAUGGAUGAUUGUACUGCUUACAUCGUGCCCGUAUCUAGUAUGACGCUUGUGCAAACAACGCAAAUGGCGUCUGAUGCGUGUGACGAUUUGUACGAUGAGAAAGUGAUUAACAUCUCAGUGUAA
Messenger RNA from Echinostoma caproni, 1119 nucleotides. The record is from the annotation of a GenBank genome assembly. Lineage: Eukaryota; Metazoa; Platyhelminthes; Trematoda; Plagiorchiida; Echinostomatidae.